AUGCUGCAAGUAUUGGAGUUAAUGAUUGCUGGGAUUUUUGAAUUACUGAAAUGGCUGCAUAGAUUAUUUGUGGAGUUGAUGGGGGAGUUAUUGGUGGAAUUCUUUGUGGAUUUUUGGUGGAGUUGCUGGAGGAAUGUUGACGGAGUGUAGUUAGUUAGUUAGUUAGUUUAAGCUAGGUGUUUAUAGUCCCUACGUCGUGGACUGCAUGCCGCGGUUCUACCCGCAGGGUGGCAGAGCGUACCCACAGCAAGCCCGGGCCGAAACCCCCGGUUUCUCGGUAGAGGUGAGGUCAAGGGGCAGGCUACUGUCUUAGCUGACCGCCUCCAUUUCCAACUCGCUGUGUCGCCCAAGUUGACGCCAACACUGCCCUUUCUAUUCGCCAGAUCGCCCCUUUUGAUCGGGACCCUUUUAACUGGAGAGACUUGUGCCCUUGAGGUUCUAAGUCGAGCCUCGCCUUCCCCUUUUUCCCGGAUCAUCUCCAAGAAAAAGCUCAACCCCUUACGGGAUUCGGGGCGAAGCCACCAAGUAGCUUAGGCAGGUAAUUCCCCUGCCUCUUUCGGACACCGAGUCUUGGCCUCGGUGCUACUGGCAAAAAAGAUGCGAAAAGCUGCUGCCCGGGUCAGGCCACAAAAUCAGCGGAAAUUGUUGACGGAGUGUGGUUAAAUGCUGGAAAAAUUCUUUCAAAAUAGUUUUUAAAGCAAACAAGAGAAGGGCUGAUAUUGAUUAG
Molecule: messenger RNA, 727 nt
Organism: Blepharisma stoltei
Lineage: Eukaryota; Ciliophora; Heterotrichea; Heterotrichida; Blepharismidae
Source: the annotation of a GenBank genome assembly